This is a messenger RNA of Fusarium coffeatum, 1305 nucleotides long. RefSeq lists its product as uncharacterized. The coding region runs from base 1 to 1305 and encodes 434 amino acids. The transcript has a single exon. The record is from RefSeq and is a predicted model, not a curated record. NCBI's taxonomy places the organism in Eukaryota, Fungi, Ascomycota, Sordariomycetes, Hypocreales, Nectriaceae.
AUGAAAGACAUCACCACAGUACCCUCUGCGCAAGCAGAGGCCGCGCCUACGUCAACAACACUCCAUAUUCCCGGCCCUUCAAGCGUCACCUUGACAAAAUCUCGAUCCGGCUGGUCCUGCAUCGACGAUAAUCGCCUCCGAAACAACCUCUUCGCUGCCGUCGGUUUUCUCGAACUCGCCAACGCAGGCGACUUCGCCGCUAAUGUCUGGAACGAGGUUCCCGUCCCCAUCUACGCCAUUGUCUUCAUGGCAAUAGGAGGAUGCUCUGCCUUCGUACUCUCAAUAUGUGCCUUCUGCGAUUCAACAAAAGCAUUGCGGAAUAUCAGAUUUUUGAAGAAUCAGAGACAAGUUUUGAAGGAGUCUGAAGGGGAAUUGAGUCGGGAUACGUUUGCCGAGGUCACGAAACGCGAGUUGAGGAUCGAGAUGAUUAAUAGAUGGUUGAUGGACUUGUUGAUGGGUGGUGGUGCUAUGCUCAUCAGCAUCGGUACAUUCAUGGCCAUUGGCGGUGCGAACCCUAAGGUCUGGUUCGCCAGUAACAUUCUGUCCGGAUAUCUCGGUAAUGCGCCGAUCGCUCUUUUCGGUCUUAUGAGCGCUAUUUGGGCGACCAUGGUAGUGGCUAAGAUGAACGCCCACCUCGCUGUCGCACGAAAGGAACUCCAAGGAUCACCCGCACUACCUGUUCUUAGGCAGCGAUGUUUCAACGUCCAAGUCUUCUUCGUCGUCAACGGCGCGUCGAAUGUUCUUGGUGGUGUCGGGUCCAUGCUGACGGCUGAGCGAUGGUGGGGAUACGUGAUACUCAUUCCCGUCAUUAUCUCUUCUAUCUUCUGCAACAUUUGGUGGCGUCACCGCGUGGGAUACGAUCGACCCUACAUCCCAACCCCACCAACAAUGAACGUCGACACCAUCACUGAAGCACUCGAAGCAUCAUCACAACUUCGACUCAGCAUUCAAGACGGCGCAGGCGUCGACUUGGAGACCAUCUGUGGCGGUACAGCUGGUCUGAAGGAAGUUCUGGAAUUCUUUGUGAGGCAUGACUUGUUUGAGCAAUUUGCUCUUCGGCUGGUUACGAAUAAGCAUGUUCGUGAUCUAUUUGUCAAGACUGGGGGUGUCAGUGCACAGAUCAGCGUUGAUGGGAUUUUGGCUACAGAGGAGGAACACCAUGCGGCUAUACUGGGUAUAGCGUUGACCUUCUUGAAGAAGCAUGGUCCGAGACAUAUGUUGCACCGAGAAAGAUUUCUGUUGGAAAUUCUGGGGACGUAUUUGGUGGAACAGAAGAAGAGCCAGACUGUUACAAUUGAGAAAUAA